AUGCUGUCGCGAUCAUACCUCAUCUCGUUCGUUUACGCGACAUCUUUGGUUGCUGCAGCGAGUCAGAAAUGCUACAGCCUGACCGGCACACUACUCAACGACAGCUUCGCGCCAUGCAACCCGACUGCUAGGCAUAGUGGCUGCUGCGCCACAAACAAGACGUCCGGAGCUGAUAUCUGCCUGGAUAGCGGCUUAUGUACGGCGACGCAGAACGAGUUCAUGGGUACCAUAUGGCAAAAUGGGUGUACCGAUUCCACUGGCAACGCGACCGAAUGUCCACAGCUUUGUCCUGGCAUGAACAAAGAUUUCGAUGGGCUGACACCAGUAUCUGCGUGGAACAUUCAAACAUGUGACUUCGGCACUUAUUGCUGCAGGGGAAUUGAUGACCGGCACAACUGUUGCAACAACUCGACGGCACCGAGAAUCACAACAACUUCCAUCGGUGCCUUUCAGUUGCAGACUUCUACGGCUGUAUCAUCAUCGACCUCGUCCACAUCGUCUGCAGCAGCGACUGCGACCAGCUUAUCAUACGACCGCGAAGCGACUCUCACAUCCAAUGCAGAUGUUUGCAAGAGCGAAAAGCACAAGACGACUAUCAUCGGCAGCGUAAUUGGAGGUGUACUCGGGACUGCCAUGGUGUGCCUGUUGGGUGUUGUAUACUGGAUGGCGAAGCGAGAGCAGCGACAACGCAAGUUGAAGGAGCACUACGAGAAGCAGUUUGCGCAGACCUGGGCCUAUCGCAAGGCCCUGGCGACCAGCACGACGUCGGUAAAGACUGAGUCUCACCACGAAGAGUUCAUGGAAAAGUCGAGCGGAAGCGAGGUAUCGUGA
This is a messenger RNA of Didymella exigua CBS 183.55, 831 nucleotides long. RefSeq lists its product as uncharacterized. Lineage: Eukaryota; Fungi; Ascomycota; Dothideomycetes; Pleosporales; Didymellaceae. The transcript is spliced from 2 exons. The coding region runs from base 1 to 831 and encodes 276 amino acids. The record is from RefSeq and is a predicted model, not a curated record.